This is a messenger RNA of Aplysia californica (California sea hare), 995 nucleotides long. RefSeq lists its product as uncharacterized. The record is from RefSeq and is a predicted model, not a curated record. Lineage: Eukaryota; Metazoa; Mollusca; Gastropoda; Aplysiida; Aplysiidae. The transcript is spliced from 2 exons. Bases 423 to 722 code for a protein of 99 amino acids.
ACAGUGAGUGGUGGAAGGUGUCGAUAGGCCCAGAAAGUCACCCAGGCCAGGGCCAGUUAUUAUUAUCCGCUUUCUACUGAGUUAGUUUCAUUCCAGUUUUUGUUAUAAAUAGGCUCGCCUUAGGCCAACUGGCUGUUCAGAUGCUUCUCAGAUAUUCAGUGAAGACCCAAUAAAAAGGUAGAAAAAGUGACGACAGAUGCACAGGAACAAUUUCGAGAGUCCUACAACGCUUCAUAAGAAGACCUGUUCUCGAACUCAUUCUCCGCUCUUGCACACUGGCUGCCAUCAGCUUCCGGGAGCCUUUUGUGAUCACCGUUCAUCGCUUUUAUAAUUGUAGAUUUAAUAUUAAUUGUCUUUUAUCGUUGUCUCCAAAUAGAGGCUAGCCAGGUUGGCUUUUUAGCUACGUAAAAGGUCAUCAGAUUAUGAGCGCGGUUGUUAUGGACACACAAAUGUUGGAGGAAAAAGUAAACGAGGCCAGGAGCAAGUUUGAACGAGCUUGCCAGCAGAUCGUUCUCCUUGACCAAAAGAUCAAGGAUCUGGAAGUCCGCUACCGUCGCGCCGUGAAAAACAAGAAGAACUCUUUCCGCUACAAUUUGAGGCUGAGGCUGUCGGUGGUGACGGGGGUGAAGAUGAUGUACCACCACUACGCCAGCACGAAGGCCGAGGAGCUUACGAGGCUGAGGAGGAUGGUGCCACCUGUGGAGCAGGCAGAAGCCGAUUGACCUCGGUGGAUGUUAGUCUCUGUUGUGUGUUUGAGCGCAAGUGUGGUUGGUUAGUGUGUGUGUGUGCGUGUGGUUGGUUAGUAUGUAUGUGUGUGGUUGGUUAGUGUGUGUGUAUGUAUGGUUUGUUAGUAUAUGUGUGUGUGUGCGUGUGGUUGGUUAGUAUGUGUGUGUGGUUGUUUAGUGUGUAUGUGUGUGUGUGCAGUUGGUUAGUGUGUGUGUGUGUGGUGGGGGCGAGGGAGAGUAAAUGUGAGAAGAAAGAAAUUAUAAAAAUAA